Lingula anatina is the source of this 2233-nucleotide messenger RNA. RefSeq names its product carboxypeptidase Q-like. The record is from RefSeq and is a predicted model, not a curated record. Gene Ontology annotation, molecular function: metallodipeptidase activity. Lineage: Eukaryota; Metazoa; Brachiopoda; Lingulata; Lingulida; Lingulidae. Gene Ontology annotation, biological process: proteolysis; peptide catabolic process.
ACACAUUUUUUCUAUUGUGAAAAUUCUGAUUUAACCAUCACACAUAGUUUAAUGAUGAUAAAUGGUACAAAUGAUACCAAAUGGUCAGAAGAACUUUUUUUUAUUUGCCAGGGUUUGUCUCAUGCACCGGUAGAGCUGUUCCACUCUGCAAUCUCGAUCCGGUUAUUUACCCCGUCAACGAGGCUUAUUGGAUGUUUGCUCCUCGAUGGCUUUUUACAAAUAUUUCUUUUUGAUUGCGUAUUUCAGAGUUUUAGUCAGUUCUCACCCUGUAGAUUCUGCAGCCUGGGGGAAGAAAACAUCCAGGGUCCUCAAGGAAGUGGAAAAAUACCAAGAUGUUGCUCAACAGAUAAUUGAUUUCACUGUCAAUGGCAAAGGAAAAGGACAAACCUAUAACAGACUGGCUACUUUUACAGAUAAAUUUGGUAAUAGGAUUGCAGGAUCCCAGAAUUUAGAAAAUGCUAUAGACUACAUGCUACAGCAGUUAAAGAAGGAUGGUCUUCAGAAUGUUCACGGAGAAGAUGUCAUGGUGCCACAUUGGGUGAGAGGAAAUGAGUCUGCCACUAUGCUCCUCCCAAGAGUACACAAAAUGGCAAUGUUGGGAUUAGGCUCGUCUGUUGGUACUCCCUCUGGUGGAAUACAAGCUGAAGUUUUAGUUGUGAAAUCAUUUGAUGAACUCAAGAAGAGAGCUGAUGAGGCAAAGGGCAAGAUAAUAGUGUACAACCAGCAGUGGGUAGACUAUGGUACUUCAGUUGCUUACAGAGACUUUGGGGCUGAUAAUGCAGCUAAGGUUGGAGGUAUAGCAGCACUGAUAAGAUCUGUUGCUCCCUUUUCUAUCAACAGCCCACACACUGGCUGGCAGGACUAUAGUAACACAACUAAACGAAUACCAACUGCAUGUAUAACUAUAGAGGACGCAGAGAUGAUGAACAGGAUGGCAGACAGAGGCACAAAAAUUGUUGUUCAUUUGCAAAUGGAUGCCAAAAACCUUACCCCUGUGAAGUCCAGAAAUACUGUGGCAGAAAUUGUAGGAUCAAAAUACCCAGAACAGGUUGUUUUGGUCAGUGGCCAUUUAGACAGCUGGGAUGUUGGCCAAGGUGCUAUGGAUGAUGGAGGAGGAGCUUUUAUAUCAUGGCAGGCCUUAUCUACCAUACGUCAGAUGGGACUCGAGCCUAAAAGAACCAUGAGGGCCGUGAUGUGGACUGCUGAGGAAGAAGGAGUGAUAGGAGGGCAAGCUUACUACAACACACACAAGGUCAACGCCAGCAAAUAUGAUAUUGUAAUGGAAUCUGACCUGGGCACAUUUACCCCAACUGGCAUACAGUUUCAUGGUAGUGACUCGGCAGCAGUAAUCAUGGAGAAGGUGGCUAGCCUGCUGAAACCCAUCAAUGCCUCAAAGGUGAACAGACUCAAAGAUAGAGUUGAUGGUGAAGACAUCAGCCAAUGGCAGACACAGUCCAAUGUUCCAGGAGCAAGCAUUGACACACAAAAUGACAAAUAUUUCUUUUUUCAUCAUUCUAAUGGUGACACAAUGACAGUCUUGAACUCCCAUAGUUUAGAUCUAUGCUCUGCAGUGUGGGCUGUGAUGGCUUAUGUUACAGCUGAUUUGGAAGACAUGUUACCCAGGUAGAACUCAAAUGUUUAACAGUCCCUUUAAUUAGCACAGUUCAUAGUGAGGAGGCUGUUGACUGUGAUAUUAUUUUUAUCUCUAUAAAAUGGUAGUAUUUGUGACAUUUAAUAUAAUAUUUAGAUGAAAAUCAUAUAAUGUAAUGAAAAUGUUUAAAACAUUUGUAACCAAACAUUAUUGAUCUUAUGUGCAUUUAGAAUUAUCAGUUUCCAUUCCACCAAGCAAUAAUUGUUGUUUGCUUGAUUCAUUGAAUUAUAUGAGCAAGAGAAUUGACCUUUCAUAAUUAUUGAUGGCUGUAGUUUAUAAGAAUGAUUUACAACUAGAGACACAAACUAUACUUUUCAUAGUUAUCAAAGAUUUUUUCUUCAUAUACAGUUUUUAGAGGUUUUUUAAAUGUUUAAGUAUCAGCCUUCUUAAUUUUUUGGGAAACCGUCUGGUAAUUCCAUUUUCUCACUCUGGAUAUCAGAGAUUAUGUAACGGUAAUAGUAACAUAUUCAUUUAGAGCCUAAAGAUAUAACAUUCAUUGGACUUUACAGCUAGUCAACAGUGCAAUUUUUUUUCAACAUAGCUAUAGAAAAAUUCGAAAUAAAUAUACUUCAAGAGCCAUGU